AUGAAUCUGUAUUAUCUAAAGAGCACCAUGUCUCGCCGCCAUGCUACCCACGGUGGAUCGGCCAUCGCGGAGUCUCUACCGAACGAAGCCGAAGCGUAUCCUUUUUCCAACACACAGCACAAUUCGCCAACCCAGCAUCGAGGCCCGAUUGAAGGUCCGGGUGGACGGAAGCUCGUUCGCAGGCUUACCUGGCGCUCCACGAGCUAUAAGUUUGUGGCCUUUCUCUGGGUUCUGGGGGUGUUUUAUCUUGUCUGGCUGAUUCGGGAUAUGUUCUGCUUCCCCUCUUUCUUCUCAUCUGCUUCGUCCAUUGUCUCUCAUCUGGACGAGUGA
Monascus purpureus is the source of this 330-nucleotide messenger RNA. The record is from the annotation of a GenBank genome assembly. Lineage: Eukaryota; Fungi; Ascomycota; Eurotiomycetes; Eurotiales; Aspergillaceae.